Actinia tenebrosa (Australian red waratah sea anemone) is the source of this 2569-nucleotide messenger RNA. Its product is annotated as actin-binding protein IPP-like. Lineage: Eukaryota; Metazoa; Cnidaria; Anthozoa; Actiniaria; Actiniidae. Gene Ontology annotation, molecular function: protein binding. The record is from RefSeq and is a predicted model, not a curated record.
UUGAAAUUUGUUUUGUCGAAAAUCUCUCCGUGUUUUAUCAGCUAAAAUUGCACAGAAAUUAGGAUAUUAGGAUUGGAUGUUUUUUCUAAAGACAUUCAAUGCGACUCUAAGGAGUUGCCAUCAAACAUGACUGAGAGAAAAGCAGCGAGGUCUCGCCUAGCACAAGAACACUCAUCUAAACUGUUGGCCCGUUUACAACAUCUGCGCAAACAGACUCGCAUGUGUGACGGAGUCUUGAGUGUUGAUGGACGUCAGUUCCACAUUCAUCGAGUGGUUGUCUGUGCUUCAAGUCAGUACUUUGAAGUACUACUCAGUGGUGGAAUGGCAGAGAGUUAUUCUAGUACUGUGGAAAUCCAUGGAGUAGACGGAGAUGUCUUCAGUCUCAUCAUAGACUUCAUUUAUACAGGAUACAUCGAUGUUAACGAAGGCAAUGUUCAGCAGUUGUUGCCUGCUGCAAAAAUGCUACAGUUAGAUGAUAUAGAACGAUGUUGUUGUGAGUUUUUACAUCGUGAACUAGACCCUUCGAAUUGUGUUGGGAUUUUCCUUUUCGCUGAGACCCAUUCUUGUACUGAGCUAAGAAAGUCCGCUCUAGAUUAUGUUCACAGAAAUUUUUUGUUAGUAUCAAAGCAAGAAGAAUUUUUGCAACUUGGCCAAGAGCCUGUGCUACAGCUGAUUGAUUCUGAACAUCUGAAGGUUGACACAGAGAGCCAUGUGUUUGAAGCAGCAAUGGAUUGGGUCUUGUAUGACAUCCCCAAGAGAAGAGAAUGUUUGGGAAAAAUCCUUGAACGUAUACGUCUACCACUGAUGUCAGAGAAUUACAUAAAAUACUAUAUUAACUCAUGCAAAAAUGCCAGUUUAAAACGCAUGCUGGAGAACAUCUUACAGAGCUAUCGAUCCUACCAAAUUAUUGCACGUAAUACUUUAAAAAAUCCAUUACAACCUCGUAAAGCUUCACGUAAAUGUUUUUACAUUGUUGGAGGUUACAGCCGUAGUGUUGGUGCACGAUGGAGUGACAGAUCAUCUUUGUCUAUCUGUGAAAAAUUUGAUUCAUUUUCUCACAAGUGUGAGGUUUGCUCAAUUGCUCCUCUUGAAAUACCAAGAUGUAAUCUAGGAGUUACUGCACUUAAUGGACUGGUAUAUGCCGUUGGUGGAGAGGAUGACUCUCUUUUACUUUUUGAUUCAACAGAAUGUUUUGAUCCAGCAUUGAAUACCUGGAGUACUGUAGCAUCAAUGAAUGCUCCUCGUGUUGGUUUUGGAGUAUGCAUUGUUGAUAACUGCAUCUAUGUGAUUGGUGGGUUAAUUGGUGGCUGGGGUGGGACAGAAGUUGCUGGAAAUAUUGAAAAGUAUGACCCUGAAGAAAAUCAAUGGUCUAUAGCUGGUAGUAUGGGAACAAAACGUUUCCACCUUGGGGUUGAAGAAUUGAAUGGACUUAUAUAUGCCAUUGGAGGUAUUAGUGAGCAUGCAGAAGAGUUGAGGGUAGCUGAAUCCUAUGAUCCAGUACGAGACAAAUGGACUAGACUUCCAGAUAUCAAGACUGCACGUGCUCACAUGGGUGUGGCUUCAUUAGGAAAUGCUAUAUAUGUUAUAGGGGGCUCUACUGAAAAUGGACAUAGUGUUUUAGAUAGUGUCGAGAGAUAUGACCCUGAGCAUAACGAAUGGACUGAGGUUGCACCAUUACCAUCACCAAGAGCUGGACUAUCAGCUGCUGUUGAUAUGAAGGUUGUAUAUGCUGUUGGUGGUAUAUCAGCUAAAAAAGAAUACUCAGCGCCUAGUACUCUAACAGCUAUUGAUGCAUAUGACCCAGCAACCAACAAAUGGUCCCGUGUAACCAACCUGAAUACCAGUCGUUGUGAGUUUGGUAUUGGUGUAUUAUAAGAUCAAAUGACUUGUUCUAUUUACAUAGCCAUGCUCUAUGGAAUUACUGUCUUUCUCAAUACCGUGUGUCAAAUCAUACCAUUUUAGGUUUCACCAAAAUAGGGUUUUGAUAGAUCGCGAUCAAGUUUUCAUGACAGUAAUGGCACGUGGCUAUCAAAUGUCAUAGAAACACUAAAUCAAUUGUCAUCGACCAAAACCUAUUUCAUUGUGACUACAAUAUGCUUCUUUAGCAUAGACUUCUUUAGCUUGGGCAUAAUGCUUUCCCAUUUGUCAUUCCCUUGAGUAUCAUUUCUUUGUUUAACAGUUGUGCAUGAGGAGACACAUAAAUAUGAAUACAAAAAAUCUCAAACAAAGAACAUUAUCUCUAAGGAAUGACAUAUAGUCUGAAAUUGGAAAACAUAAAUGGCUAAGCUAAAGAGGCAUGCUAUAUUCCAGGCAUGCUAUAAGGAGCAACUGUAACAUAAAAUCUGCGAGAAAUCUCUUUCUACCCUUGGUACAAACACUACUUUCUUUGACUUCACUGUGAUAUUUCCUAAGCAAAGAAAGUUGCACAUGUGUGCUAAUGAGAUAACAAGGUUGUAAUGUUUUCAUUCAUCAUUCUUCUGAAAUUGAGGUUUUUUUGUUCCUGUUUCAUAUAGUGCUCAGCAUAUAUACCUGUAUUAAUUAUUUCCAGUAAAAAAAGUAAUAAAACUCA